AUGCUGCCGUCGACCGUGUGCACCUUUACCGAGUGCAGCCGCCACGCGAUGCCCGGCGCCAACAAGUGUCUCGUCCACAAGAACAAGCUCAAGUGCUCGCGCGACGGCUGCCACAACCAGGUCUACGCCCGGUACCUCUGCGUUCGACACGGUGGCAAGAAGCAGUGCCAGACACCCGGCUGCCGCGCGUCCGUAAGCCGCGGCUCGUUCUGUACCGACCAUGGCGGAGGCGUUGCCAAGCGUCUUUGCUCGGAGCCUGGUUGCCACAGUCAGGCCCAUGCCCGCUACAAGUGCGUGCGCCAUGGAGGCGGCCGCGGCUGCAGACACAAGGGAGGGUGCCCCAUGUAUGCUCGGUACGGCGGGUUCUGCCGGCGCCAUGCCACGGACAGCGUCAGUACCAAGCGAGAGGAACCUAUCGGGGUGACAUUGCCCUUUUUUGCGACGCCUGCGCCGCUGGAGAAGUCCGAAAACCAUGAGUCCAUGGACGACGAAAUUUUGUACCAUGCGAUCGACAAUGCGAUCCUGACCUUGCUCUGCGAGUCGCUUGCGUCGAUGUCGCAGGGACAGCCCGGCAUUCCGUGGAGCUCUCUUCUCGACGAAGCUCCGUUGUGCUCCAUCUCGAGGUAG
Saprolegnia parasitica CBS 223.65 is the source of this 627-nucleotide messenger RNA. RefSeq lists its product as hypothetical. Lineage: Eukaryota; Oomycota; Saprolegniomycetes; Saprolegniales; Saprolegniaceae. The record is from RefSeq and is a predicted model, not a curated record. The coding region runs from base 1 to 627 and encodes 208 amino acids. The transcript has a single exon.